GGAGGGGCUAAGUUUAGGUGUGCUCGUAAAACGAGUGCCUGAUCAUGGGUGACAGCCAAACGCUCGUGAUGCGACUCUCUCCACCGGCUCCAUUGCCCUUGUCUCUGGAUCCAUGGCGGGGAAAGGAGUAUAUUUGGAUACGAGAGGUAGGUGUUGCGGCCGUAUAACUAUCUUGGCUGCGCUCUGAGUUGCUUGUUCUUGUUUUCACUCAUCAACCCGACUGUCCUUUGCAACACACCCCUCCUCUUCUCUCUCCACGACUCACCACAUCUCUCCAUCACAAUGCAUGUCCGCUCGCCCAAGACCUCGUUCGCCUCUGAGCGCAGUGUCGAGAGUGUCGAGAAGGCACCCCGAUCAUUCAGGCCACUCCACCGACACACAUCCAAACCAUCCUCAUCGACCACAGGAUGGGCAGACACUCCCUUUCGCCUCAUACCCACCCCUAGAAAGUCCAUGUCCGAAAGCGGCGCCGUAUUCGUCGCAUCUGAAAUGGCCUCCAUCCACAACAUGAUCCUGCGCGGCCUGAACUCGAUCGUGCAACAAGGCCCUCACGUUCCGGACGCGAGACAACCCGGCUACCACGCGCAAGACGUCUCCGACUUUUUGGUCUAUGUCACGGCCUGGUGCGACACCCUGGAACACCACCACAACGUCGAGCACUCCACGCUCUUCCCGCACAUCGAGCAGAUGGCCGAAGUCCCCGACCUGAUGGACGAAAUGGAAGAACAGCACGAAGAGUUCUCGCUCGGCCUGUACUACCUCAAAGAAUACGCCGAGACAGCCGUCGACAGACCCUACCUCUACCGCUGGCGGACGAUGAACAAGAUGAUCAUGGACUUCGCCCCGGCGCUCACCCACCAUCUGCACGACGAAAUCGACUUUCUCCUCAGCAUGAACAAGUUCGACUGCGAGGGGCUGCGGCGCUGCUGGCUCGAAGCGCAGAAGGUCGCGGUGCAGUUUGAAGACGACAAAGUCAAGUACAAGGUGCUGCCGUUUGUGCUCGGCAACAGCGAUCGGUCAUACGAGAAUGGCAACAACUUUCCGCAUUUGUCGACGUCGACGCGCUGCGCCGUCAAGCUGUACUUCUCUGGCAAGCAUCGCGGGGCGUGGAGGUUUAAUUCUUGCGACUUUCACGGGAGGCCGGUGCCGUUGGCUAUGCUGCCGGAGAAUCGCGAGGAUUGAGGAGGCAUUGGAUUUUGUCUGUAGUUUAGCGAUGGCGUUGGGGGAAAGAUACCAUGUGUCCUGCUUGCCGUGUGUGGCCGCAGGAGUAUCUAGUGAACAGAAGCAAUUCUUCAAACCGAGUAACAUCGCGAAACUUCAGGGACACCUGCAAGUGUUGUAGAACUGUCUCGUAUCUUGGACA
Molecule: messenger RNA, 1363 nt
Organism: Neohortaea acidophila
Lineage: Eukaryota; Fungi; Ascomycota; Dothideomycetes; Mycosphaerellales; Teratosphaeriaceae
Exons: 2
Coding region: 283-1182 (299 amino acids)
Source: RefSeq, a predicted model, not a curated record